Molecule: messenger RNA, 415 nt
Organism: Habropoda laboriosa
Lineage: Eukaryota; Metazoa; Arthropoda; Insecta; Hymenoptera; Apidae
Product: allatotropin-like
Exons: 2
Coding region: 29-415 (128 amino acids)
Source: RefSeq, a predicted model, not a curated record
UGCAUUUUUUUUUUUAAAUUAGAAAAUCAUGCGAGCAAGCAUUAUCAUUAUUUUGGCUUUUGCCACUGGGAUUGUUGUAGCGGCAUCUAGAAAUCGCAACUAUUCUCGUUUCGUAAAACAUCAUGCAAAACCACGAGAAAUUCGCGGUUUUUUACCUGACAGAACAGGCACGGCAUAUGGUUUUGGAAAAAGACAAAGUAUUAUCGAUGUUCCAAAAGUUAAUAAACACGAACGAAUUUUAUCUACAUUUUUACGUUAUUUUCCACAGGGGAUCUCCGUAGAAUGGUUACUUCAACAAAUGAAAACAAAUCCAACUUUUGCUACAAAAUUAACACAGGUUUUAAUGGAUGGACGUACUGACUUUAUGCCAGUAAUGGAUCGCUUUAAUCCAGAAACGAUAACUUGGCUAUUUUGA